Penicillium cataractarum is the source of this 378-nucleotide messenger RNA. RefSeq names its product extracellular guanyl-specific ribonuclease RntA. Gene Ontology annotation, molecular function: RNA binding; RNA nuclease activity. The transcript has 2 exons. The coding region runs from base 1 to 378 and encodes 125 amino acids. The record is from RefSeq and is a predicted model, not a curated record. NCBI's taxonomy places the organism in Eukaryota, Fungi, Ascomycota, Eurotiomycetes, Eurotiales, Aspergillaceae.
AUGCAGUACUCCAAGAUCCUGGCUCUGGCCACCCUCCUCAUCACCACCGCCGUCGCCGCUCCCCAAAAGCGCGCCUGCGCCUACACCUGCGGCACAGUCUGCUACACCAGCAGCGCCGUCAGCGCCGCCCAGGCCGCAGGUUACAAGCUGUACAAGGCCGGUUCCACCGACGACAGCUACCCGCACGUCUACCACAACUACGAGGGCUUCGACUUCCCCGUUUCCGGCACCUACUACGAGUUCCCGAUUCUGAGCGAUGGUGAUGUGUACGAUGGCGGUUCCCCCGGUGCGGACCGUGUUAUCUUCAACACUAGUGAUGAGUUGGCUGGUGUGAUUACCCACACCGGUGCCAGUGAUGAUGACUUUGUUUCUUGCUAG